AUGCUGUUAAACUCAGCAUUGACUGUACUAAUGCAACUAGUAGAGAUUCUGAUCAUUCUGCAUAUGCAUGGCGGGGGUUAUGGUUUGUUAAUAAAUAUGAGUUUUGAUUACCAUAUAAUUGAUAAAUCAUUACAUGAGUCACUUAUUCUUUGUGUACCACCUGACUGUGAUCGUAAUAAGCCAUCAGAAUUCACGUCCUGUCUAUAUCAGAAGCUUUCCUAUGAACACGAGAAAGUACAGUUGCAUAAUUAUAUAAUUCCUGCGGAUUACUUCCCACAGGGAGUCUAUCUCCUUACGUGUGAUGCACAUUUCACCACUUUAUUCUUUAUGAACAAUCUGAUUCGCUAUUUGGAUUGCUCCGCACAUCCUGAUGCAAUAUUCGUGGAUGAUCAAUCGUGGAACUCAGUGAAACUGUGUGUGCAUCGUCCUCCAAUGACAUCAAACUGGAUCAGUUUGCUCCCGAAUAUUACCGAUAUAACAUUUGGUUCCGUUAAUUGUCACAGUGUUCGCGAUCAUGUUGAUUUUGUGGGGAGCGAAUUAAUUAUCAGGAAUCCUGAUGAGGUGAAGAUUGGUCAAAUGGACGUAACAUGCGAUAAGGAGAACUAUAUGAAACCAAUGUAUUUACUGAAAUCCACAAUCAUACUCCUGCUUAAUCCACGAAAGCCUUACUAUUUAUUCGAGAUUGACGGAGAAAUCGAAUUCAACUUCGCAAUCCCGUUACAAGGUGAACGAGAAGGACAAUUUCAAGUGUUGAAAGACAUACAAAUGCAAUGUGAAAUUUUAGAACCUUCACUGGAACCGAAAUCGGGGAUUGGAGUUAAUUUCUUCGGUAAUAAACUGAUAGUUGAUUCCUCAAGUCCGACGAAAAUAUCUUUCUCAUACUUUGUAAAAUGCAGUGCCUUCAAUCAAUUUCUUACAAGAAAAGCAAAAUUUCUAUUUCUCGGUGUGGACAAGAUUCAACUCGUUAUAACUGGCCCUGAGGUGAUUGUGACUGAACUAAACCCUAAUGAUACGUACACAUGUUCUGUGAAAAGUGUCUUCGGAAAGAAUUUGGAAACUGAAAAUUACAAGCCAGCAUUUAAACAAGUUUCUAAUGGGACUUUUACUAUAAACCAAAAUGUUCUGUCAUUCAGCAAAGACAGUCCAUCUGGUAUCCAUUUGUUUCAAUGUCAUUUUCAGAUUGAAACGUUUCACAUUACAAAACAGUUAGAAGUUACACUUUUUAGACGUGAUGACCUUGUUCUUCAUUUAAGCCCUGGAAAGCAAGUCAUAGUUUUGGAAAAUAAUUCUUAUUUGAAUGCAUCACUACAGUGGAUAAAUCCAGCGUUCCGAAAGCUUGCAGACCAAGGAUAUGAAUUUCCUGUCCAGUGUCAAAUUCAAUACAUGGAUACCAAAACUCAAACCUCUAGAACACUGAAGUUUGUCUACUCCAUAAGCAUGGCUCGUUUGACUCCUGGAUUCGCACGUCUGAACUGUUCAGAUAUGUUUGAAUUUCAUUGGAAUAGUAGACCGCUUUUAUUUGCAGCUCGAUCAAAUUUCACUUUGAGGUGUAUGCAAAAUGCAGUGAUAGAAAUCGAUCAUUAUUUUGAUCCUGUGUGCAAAUAUGAAUUAAUUACCCCACCUAAAUGGAUCAACACAUCUGAUGACGAUGGCUAUAUUUCUAUGUCAUGCUUUGACAAGCGAAAACAAUUAUCAUUUGAUGAAAAUGGCAAAAUACUGUGGGGAAACAGUAGAGAGAGUCUGUUAGGUUAUCAUGAUAUUGUUUGCGAUAACGGCGGUUUCGAAAAGACCAUUUUAGUUUACGACAAAGAAAUCCUACUGAAUACAGAAAUACAGCAGGAAUUUUUCCUAACUGAACCUGGAAAUUCUGUUGAAUUUAAUUUUGGUUAUUAUAAUCAAGUUGGAACACCAAACGUUUUCACAAGGCAGGAUAUUCUAGAUGAUAAGUAUACUUGUAGAACACACAAUCCGGAUUUCGGUUCAGACAUUUUUAAUGGGAAUAAAAUGAGUCUAGAUAUUGAAGACCGACUAAAUAUCACACCGGUGAACAUAACUGUUAUCUGUGAGGCGUUCAACGGUAACCUUAGAAGGAAUACAACAAUUUGUGUUGCAACUCAUUUAAAUGAACAUUUGAAUCAGUUGGAUGUAGAAUGUUCACUUGACUAUGGACAAGAUACGGUAUCUUUCAUCAACAAUAUAUCGUACAGUAGAUUGCCAGUGGGAAAACCAGAUGUCAAUUGUCAUCCUCUAGAUGAUGAAUAUUUUAUAGUGUCUCAGAGUAUUCAAAUUAUUGGUGAAAAUUGGUUGAUUCCAAGUUGUUAUGAAUAUAAUUCAAUUUUAAUUAGUAAACAGCGUAUCAAGAUAUGUGAACAAAAAGUGGAUGAAGCAUAUUUUUCGUCUGAAGCAUUUGAGGGUUUUGAAAUGGCACCAAUUCAAUGUCAUGAUUCUGAAAACUUGCUGACUUUUGACAAUGGAGAACUGGUUUUACAAAAACCCUUUCCAAAGACUGGUUUUUAUAUCAUCUACUGCGACGGGAUGAACUAUGAGAAAAAAGUAUUUCUUUACGACUCUUCACUUCGCCUUACCCUCACAGAAAAUAGAUCUGUAUGGGUUUUAGGCGAGGAUGAUCGCAUACAAUUCCAAUUUGAAUAUUUAGAUCCAGAAAGCUCAAGUUACAAAACAAUACCUUCAGAAUACAUUACAUGCACAAUAAAUUAUCUAGGUGAUAAUAUUGUAGGAAAUAACGGAUCUAUUUCAAUGGAACAGUCUAGAUUUUCUCCCAGUUCUACAAAGCACACAGCGAAUUGUAGUUUAUUUAAUGGUGAAAUUACUAGAAACAUUAGUUUUGUAGUACUGGAUAAAACAGAAUUAUCACUUCAUACUGACAGAGAUGGUGAAAAAUAUCUAUCAGGCGAAGAGCACACAUUCCCAUGUAAAAUUCGAGGACCGACUCACUUGCAGCCUAUAAAGGAACUGGUAAAUAAGGUUCGUUGGCAGAAUUGCUCGAGUGAAUAUGGAUUCAGAUUUGAAAAGAAUCUCUUAAUCACAAGGAAAAAUAUUACUUUAGGUGAAAAGCAGUGUUCGUGUACUCUGAAUGCGACUCACAUAUAUCUGCGAAAGGACCUAAACUUUGAGAUCGUCAGCAGAACAAAAUACUUACCAAAUAUUACUUUAAGUUUUCGAGGUGCAAUGAUGAUAUUUGAUGCUACCAAAACUUAUCAAGUUUCAUGUACACUAUACGAGGCAUCUGGAUUCAAAUCACCCAAAUGGUCAAUGAUUUAUGGCGACGAAAGUUACUCGAUCAAAAAUACCAAAAGUCAGGGGGGAAUAGAAAGCGAACUGAUCAUAGAAAGUAAACUCAAUCAUACCCCGAGGCUAUCUACCUUUAUUUGCAGAUCUCAGUCAAGUUCGUUCUGUUCAGCCAGACUGCUACUUGUUGCCCGAAUAAAAAUUGCAACAAUGCUGAAACCUGAAAAAGAACAUCGAAUUCAACAAUUUAAGGAAAGAACUGUUUUUAUAACUGAUGGCCGACCACAUCAAUUGAAUCAUUUUUACUUUGAAUCAAAACUUGGUGAUCGAAUGAGUAUUGCUGUUGAAAACAAUGUAAUAAAUUGGACUGGACCAGAAAUCAUUGAUAAUCGGCAUUAUAUCACAUUCCAUUUAAAACAAAUCUACUUGGGAAGAUUGUUAGCACAUAAAAAAACUGACAUGUUUAACCAAGUAAUGUAUUCAAGUAGCAUUGCCUUCACACCCAAACUGAAGUACUAUGUGAGAAAUCAAACACUUCAGUGUAUCAUUGAUAAAGAAAUGAGCCUCUUAGAAUUUCCAUAUAUUUUUAUCACACAUCAUCCAGAAGGAUUUAAGCCUAGGCUGUAUUACGAUGGUCAUAUAAAUUUCUCAGAAGAAUUUGUCGGUGGUGUUUAUGAUGUUACUUGCUUUCAUCAAACUAUUCAAAUGAUAAUGAUUCAAAGUCAUAUGACACUGGUGUUUUAUGAACCACCAAGUAAGCUAAGAAUUGAAGGCAGAGAAACUGAUAACAAUUCUUAUGCUUUCCAAUGUACACCAAAUGGAUUUCCAAUUGAAAAUAUCACUUAUAAAUGGAGGGUGAUAUCCGGUCAUAAGUUCGCAUUUCACACAGAAGGAAAUGAGUUCGUUCGAAACAAAUUUGCAAUAUAUGGAAAUUACAGAGUUCAAUGCUCUGUAGUCAUUUUACAUAACAACCGAACAUUUCGUUUGAGUGCAUCUGCCAAUCACGCAUACACUAGAACUGGCCUGCCAAACUUGGGGCGUGACUGUUACACUAAUAAAUCUAAGUGGACUAUGUAUUUGGCUUUCACGGCAGUACUCAUUUUCUUUCAUAUAAAACUAGUGAAGAAAUAUUGUUAUUCAGAUAUUAUUAAUGAAGAGAAAUUAGCAGCUGAAGAGUCUGGUUUCAUAUAUACUAUGGCCACUCAAUCUGAUAUCACUCUCGACUUUUCAUCAGUGAACCCAGUAACGUCCAAUCGAAUAAAACAAGCAUUCAGGCAGUUUAACGCUGUUCACCAAUCAGUUAAACGUAAACAAUCAGAAAAUAAAAGGAUAUGGGCAAGACGACGUUAUAGACGAGCUAGACGUCAAACAUCCACACGAUCUUUAGAUGCUGAUGAACUUUCAUCUAUGAGUUCAAUCAGAGCUUCUUUUAGACUUAAUCCUAUUGCUCUCAAUCUUUUAAGACUAAGAGACAGUACGACAUCGAUGUCUCAGAAAAUAGACUAAAUAAUCAAGUAGACUUCUACUUGUUUCUUACACCCUUCUCACCAAUGGCUUAUGCAUUUCUCCAUCAUUUUAAAAAAUCUUACAUUCAUUGUAAAUCUGCAAGUGUUUUUCAUGAUUAUUCAAUUGUUGAAAUCUACUUUCUUUAAUUUUUGAUUAUAUAACCACAAUAAAAAGUUGAUUAUAGUGACUGAUUAACUGUGUAUUCAUAACACACAUUA
Molecule: messenger RNA, 4973 nt
Organism: Trichobilharzia regenti
Lineage: Eukaryota; Metazoa; Platyhelminthes; Trematoda; Strigeidida; Schistosomatidae
Source: the annotation of a GenBank genome assembly